AUGGCCCUGUCGUCGGCGCCCGCAUUGUCCGCCGUGUUGCGAGAUUGCUGUGAUGAAUUUACAUUCUACGAAAACGAGCCAACACGUACGAGAACACCCGCACGCCAACACGCUGGCAACGUGCAGAUGGGCGGGGCAGCGGGAACAAGACGCAAACUCGAUCGCGAUCGGCACAAACGCGUACCCGCAAUCGCAGCCGGCGAAUAUAAUCUCGCUGGACGCAAGCGGAGCAGUAGUAAAUCAUACCAUUGCGAACGCGCUGUACAUCAAGUACGACAUUGCGAAGGGGGAGGUUGCGUACGAGACAGUGACGCGACGCACACGGUGCUGGACCAACUGAACACGGUGAGCUACAACUACAAGACGGAAAAGGACGAGGCGCAUGUGGGGUUCAUUGAGGACGACAUCAGCGACGGGUGA
This is a messenger RNA of Sphaeroforma arctica JP610, 420 nucleotides long. RefSeq lists its product as hypothetical. The coding region runs from base 1 to 420 and encodes 139 amino acids. NCBI's taxonomy places the organism in Eukaryota, Ichthyosporea, Ichthyophonida. The transcript has a single exon. The record is from RefSeq and is a predicted model, not a curated record.